AAAUACCACAAAAAAAUUUGUUUAAACGAGGUCGGACCUCUUUGUUUGAAUAGAACCUUGUUUUGAAGAGGUUGUAAACGCUGUUACAAAGUCCUUCCUGUUAUGGUAUUCAAGUUCAAAGUUGAACUUCUUCAACUGGACAGUAUUUCUCGUUAUACAGUUUGCCAAUUAUUCCAUGAAUAACUCGUGUUCAACUUUUAUCGAAACAGCGUGCCUUCUGUUUAUGAGCGUGUGCGUGUCAUAUGUCGGAUCGUGAGGAGUCGGACGAUGAGAAAGAUUAUCUCCUACGUGGUAUAAGCGCGGAGUUCACCCUAGAAGAGAGAAACACAAAAGAGAAGAAAGUGAAGAAGAAAAGGAGGAGGAAAAAAGAAAUGGGAAAGAUCGGACGUUUCUUCAAUUACGCCUUUGGCAGGUGCUGUGCUUCAAUGUGGCGGCGAUGUUGCUGCGUCAAUCGGGAAUUGAAACCCCGUACUAUCUACAUUAGUGAACCGUCGGCUGAGAAGUUUCCAGCAAACGUCAUUAGAAACCAAAAGUACAACAUAAUCACUUUUUUGCCAAUGGUACUUUUCCAGCAAUUUAAAUUCUUUCUCAACCUAUACUUCCUUCUGAUGGCUCUCUCUCAGCUCAUACCAAGCCUUCGACUUGGAUAUCUGUACACUUAUUGGGUGCCUCUUGGAUUUGUUCUGACCGUGACAAUUAUAAGAGAGGCGGUAGAUGAUCUUAGGCGACAUCAGAGAGACAAGGAAGUCAAUUCACAGAGGUACAAAUGUUUAGUGAGGCACCAGAACGGUUCUAUUGUGAUGGAGAGUGUGCCUUCUUCUAAACUGAGGGUUGGAGAUCUUGUGUUUAUUGAAAAGGACCAACGAGUCCCAGCGGAUCUUGUACUCCUUCGUACGACUGAGAAGACUGGGUCGUGCUUUAUACGUACUGACCAGCUUGACGGAGAAACCGACUGGAAGCUCCGGGUGGCCGUUCCACACACACAAAAGCUUGAAAGUGAUAAAGACCUGUUUGACGUGCGUUCUUCUCUUCAUGUUGAAAAACCAUGCCAUGACAUUCACUCAUUCAUUGGGACAUAUACAACUGAAGAGGGAUUCAUCGAAGGGUUGAAUAUAGAAAACACACUGUGGGCAAAUACAGCUCUUGCAUCUGGUAGUGCUCUUGGUGCAGUACUUUACACGGGAAGAGAGACUCGGUCAGUCAUGAAUAACUCGGCUCCACGCUCAAAAACAGGCCUACUUGAUAUGGAGAUAAAUCAACUCACAAAAGUCUUAUUUGUUGCUGUUCUUUCUCUUGCACUUGUCAUGAUGAUACUCAAAGGGUUUGCAGGACCAUGGUACAAGUACAUGUUUAGGUUCACUCUCCUCUUUUCGUACAUAAUCCCAUUAAGUCUUCGUGUCAACCUAGAUAUGUCAAAAGCAUUUUAUUCUUGGCGUAUGCAAAGAGACCCCAAUAUGCCCGGUUGCGUCGUUCGAUGCACGACAAUACCCGAGGAGUUGGGACGCAUAUCUUACUUGCUGUCAGACAAGACGGGGACUCUAACUCAGAAUUCUAUGGUAUUCAAAAAACUACACUUGCGUGAUCCUUAUGGCGAGGAGAAAUUCCAAGAUAUCAAAGAGGAACUGCUUGAUCAUUACAAGUCUAACAAGGGUGUGAAUUCGAGAAGAAAAGAGCCGGCAAUAAAAAAUUUGGGACAAAUAAAUGUCUAUGACUGUGUUCAUGCAAUAGCUCUUUGCCACAACGUGACUCCUGUUUUUGACAACGGAGAUUCAGAUGUGCCGAAGUCACCCCUCGAGUCUCAGUCCGAGGCCGAUAAAGCAUAUUGGGAAAUGCGCAACCCUUGUGUAAGCUAUCAGGCAUCAUCUCCAGAUGAGAUCGCUUUAGUAAAAUGGACAGAAGAAGUGGGACUGGCAGUCACAAAAAGAGAUAUUUCAAGCAUUACGCUCCGUACACCACUCAAUACAUUCAAGGUUUAUACUAUAUUACAAUUAUUCCCAUUUACCUCGGAGUCAAAAAGGAUGGGGAUUAUAGUAAAGGACAAUGAAACAGAAGAGAUAACUUUUUACAUGAAGGGAGCUGAUGUUGUGAUGAACAAGAUUAUAAUCCAUCAGGAUUGGCUUGAGGAAGGGGUGUCAAAUAUGGCCAUGGAGGGAUUACGCACGCUCGUAGUCGCUAGGAAAUCACUCUCGCAAAAGGAAUACGACGAUUUUGAAUUAAAAUACAAACAAGCAUCGGCUGCGGCGACCGACAGGCAGAUGGCCGUUUCUUCAAUUGUGGCACAGCUAGAGCAUGAUAUGGAACUAGUCUGCGUCACUGGCGUCGAGGACAAACUUCAACACGAAGUCCGUACAACGGUUGAAGUUUUACACAAUGCUGGAAUUAAAAUUUGGAUGCUGACCGGUGACAAGCAAGAGACAGCGAUCUGUAUCGCUAAAUCUUCCCUCCUCGUGUCUUCAAAAGAUCAAAUGUAUGUAUUCAAGGAAGUGGAAACACGUACAGAUAUCUAUGAAGAAAUUAAGGCUGCUACAAAAAAACCAAAUUGCGUUCUUGUACUAACAGGAACAACUCUUGAGCAUUGUCUGACAUACUAUAAGACAGAGUUUCUUCAGAUAGCUUGUAGAUCACCGACUGUUGUCUGUUGUCGUUGUUCACCCACUCAGAAAGCACAAGUUGUUCAGCUCAUCCAAGAGCACACAGGUAAAAGAACAGCUGCCGUCGGAGACGGAGGGAACGACGUAAGCAUGAUACAAGCAGCUGACACUGGCAUAGGAAUCGCAGGCAAGGAAGGAAAACAGGCUUCGCUCGCAGCGGAUUUUUCUAUAACGAGUUUUUCCCAACUUCAGCGUCUGCUUCUUGUACAUGGCCGGAAUUCGUACAAACGUAGUGCUGCCCUUUCCCAGUUUGUCAUCCACAGAGGGCUUAUCAUAUCCACGAUGCAGGCCAUAUUCUCAGCUGUGUUUUAUUUCUCCAGCGUAUCUCUCUUUCCUGGUUUCUUUAUGGUCGGAUAUGCUACCAUUUACACGAUGUUUCCUGUCUUUUCGCUGGUCCUUGACAAAGACCUUGACGAUCAUUUCCUCCUAAUGUAUCCCGACCUUUAUAAGGAUCUUGCGAAAGGCCGUUCGCUCUCGUUUAAAACUUUCUUCCAGUGGGUACUGAUAAGCGUAAUUCAAGGCGGUGCUAUCAUGUACGGUGCGCUUGUACUAUUUGUCGACGAGUUCAUUCACAUUGUGGCGAUUAGUUUCACUGCACUCAUUCUCACCGAGCUGAUAAUGGUCGCACUCACCGUUCGCACUUGGCACUACUUGAUGGUCUGCGCCCAACUUUUUUCCCUUGCUACAUACGUACUUACGCUUGUCGUACUCAGAGAAUACUUCGAUCCAACAUUCCUCCAGACUGUGGAUUUUGUGUUGAAAGUCGUCGGUGUCACUGCUAUCUCUUGUAUCCCGCUCGCCAUCGUUAAAUUCCUACGCAAAAAGUAUUCACCUCCAAGCUAUUGCAAAUUGACUGGUUAAACAACCGAUCGGUUAAAACUGAUCAAUUCAGAUACAUAUUUUAAUAAAAGGGUGGUUUUAUUUA
Molecule: messenger RNA, 3576 nt
Organism: Cimex lectularius (bed bug)
Lineage: Eukaryota; Metazoa; Arthropoda; Insecta; Hemiptera; Cimicidae
Product: probable phospholipid-transporting ATPase IIB
Exons: 15
Coding region: 243-3512 (1089 amino acids)
Biological process (GO): retrograde vesicle-mediated transport, Golgi to endoplasmic reticulum; phospholipid translocation; endocytosis
Cellular component (GO): trans-Golgi network; plasma membrane; endosome
Molecular function (GO): ATPase-coupled intramembrane lipid carrier activity; ATP hydrolysis activity; ATP binding
Source: RefSeq, a predicted model, not a curated record